AUGUCUCCAGCUCGAAAUACGAUAUUCAGUCAAUGCGAUCUCACGAUCCGAGGCGGCGAUAGUUGGACUAGCUGGUCCACUGCCACCAAGAGCCGUGUCCAUCAAAUGGACCUCCGUUAUGCCGCCCGUCCUCCCUCCCUUGACCUGAUGUCUGGCAAUACAGAAGACAUGGUCAAGACGAUUCGCUACAUCGUUGAUACUCUGGAGAUGCGACAUCCAUCCAAGUUUGCUGUGGCUGAAGAGGACGACGAGUUCGCUCACCUCUUCUCCCACACGACCCGGAGAUUCGUUCUCAGGGCCCUUUGCACGCUGGCUUCGGCCUUUGAUGCCCUUACCAUCGCCCACCAGCGGGAUCACAACCUUCUAGAGCAAGAGGAUGUUGAACCCGAAGAUGGAAGUGCGUCUUCGAAGGCCCUGUACCUCCAGCCAGGCGACACUGGUUUCCUCCUGUGGAACAAAUGUGUAGAGGAUUUCCGCAACGAGGUUGCCCGCGCGAUGGAGGUUUGCCCAGAAGAUGACGAGGGACCAUCUUAUCAGCCCGUGGACCAUGAUUUAUUUCAGGCCUGGGGCUACCAAGGAGCAAGUUGUGGUCAGGCUUUGAUGGUUAGGGAUUCAAGCUGA
This is a messenger RNA of Fusarium vanettenii 77-13-4, 621 nucleotides long. RefSeq lists its product as uncharacterized. The transcript has 5 exons. The record is from RefSeq and is a predicted model, not a curated record. Bases 1 to 621 code for a protein of 206 amino acids. NCBI's taxonomy places the organism in Eukaryota, Fungi, Ascomycota, Sordariomycetes, Hypocreales, Nectriaceae.